Erpetoichthys calabaricus (reedfish) is the source of this 3557-nucleotide messenger RNA. RefSeq names its product protein rapunzel-like. Lineage: Eukaryota; Metazoa; Chordata; Cladistia; Polypteriformes; Polypteridae. The record is from RefSeq and is a predicted model, not a curated record. The transcript has a single exon. The coding region runs from base 48 to 1196 and encodes 382 amino acids.
UUCAUUUUGUAUUCUUUCAGUGACUUCACAAGGAUAUUUAACAGAAGAUGGAUAACAUCACAAAGUGUUCAGAUAAAACAGACAUUAAUAAAAUAAUGAGUAAAGUUUUAAAAGGAACACAGACUUUUUUAGAAGUAAUUGGAGAGGUAGUCCCUUUUUGUUCAGUAGCAGCAAAAAUAAUAAAGGAAAUUCAAAAUAAUUCUGAACGACAAGAUAUAGGAGACUUUACAAAUCAGGUUUUACAAAUUGGUGAAAAGUUGGAUGACAUUAUAAACAAUUGUUCACAAAUCAACAAUGAGAUUGAGAAACUUGGAAUGGAUGUGAAAUUUUCUAAGAUCGAGGAAGCCAUUAAAACACAAUAUAAAUAUUAUACAGAAAUUUUAAAUGAAGUACCAGAGUUGAGAGUUAAAAAAACUGAAGACUUUUGUGACCACUACCUUAGAACUAAAGGAGAAAGCAGUCUCAAUGAGCUCUAUGAUGGUGUGAUGGGAAAUGAAGAAAUAGACAUCCUGGAAAUAGUAAAAAAUUACCAGAGUAGAGAUCGUCGUGUCAUGGAAGAGUUCUGUGCUCAUCUCGGCUACCUUUUCCUCAUUGGAAUAAGUGCAUUGAGGGCAUAUGCUUCACUGAAAGGUUUAGAUGUAUCAAAGAGAGAGAAGGAGUGGACAGAGAAGAUGGCAGCCAUAAAAAGUCAAAUGACAUCUGCCAUAGAAUAUUGCAUAAAAAAUUUUGAAGACCAGGCAAAAACUGACUUACAGAAGUUUACUAAAAACAGCUAUCAUGAAUUAUUGGUGGACAGAAUUUUUUGUUUCUUAGAGAAAAAAUACUACUGGGUGCAAUGGUCAGUAAAAGCAUACAGGCAGCCUAAAACAUGGUUUCCAGCCUUCACACGAGAUACCAAUGAGUAUACCAUUGGGGAGAGGCACUUUACACUAUCUGAAGCUGAUAAUCUCAAGAUUGUUGUGUCUUAUUGUGCAGAACGACAGAAAAUUGAUCAGGAGCAAAUUCAGCAAACAUUUACAGACAUAGUACAGAAAGGUAAAAUAAAAGAUGUGGCAGAAGCUAUUUAUGAGAAAAUACCAAACAGUUUUGUUCAUGUGAUUAAAUCAAGCAACAACAUUACAGAAAAAAAUAACUUUUCCGAUCUUUGCUAUUAUUGUAUACAAAACAAAAACUGCCACCUAUUUGUGCAUUGUUAGUGUGGUUCUUUGCAUAUACUGUAUGAAGAUUUGCCUAUCAAAGAAAGAAGUCUAAUUUCUUGAUGAAUCAAGAUAAAACAGAGCAUUAAGAUGUUUAUGAGUAAAAUGUGUAAAAUUUCUACUACUGAUCAUACCUGUAAUAUUGUUAUCAGAUAUUAAAAAUGACAAUAGAAGCACAAAAUAAUACUUUAGAGCCCGCUGUUGAUAAUAAAAUGUGCUCUUAUUGUGUGUGCACCUCUAGCAGAGAGAGAAAACUAUAUGAACAGUUUUAAACACAUUGAAAGUAUGUUUUUCUUUCACCUGAUUAUGGUGAAUGUUCGCAUAACUAUGAUUUAAGUUAAUUACCAGUAAGUAGGUGGGGAGUUGUUAUUAUUUCUCUUUAUAAUAUAAGAGCAUUUGUAUGACUUGUAGAAAAGGUAGCAUGACAUUACAAAACAGUCAAGUGGCAAAAUAUUAAAAAAAAGAGAUGUUAGCUGUAAUAAAUAUAGAAAGAGGUUUGCUUUUCAGAAACAUGCAUUUUAGUUAUUGAUAGUCAAAAUCUCAUUGCUAUUACCACUUUUGUUUUUAUACAAUUUUGCUUAGCAAACCACUUGAAUUUUGAAUAAUUUUCCUGAUGAGUGAAAAAUACUAAGCUGCAUGAAGCAGGCCACCCAUCCACAGUCUCCAUCUCCUCCUGUGAAAUUGCCAGGCAUGGAAGUGAAAGAUACAAUCUCUCCAGUGUGUCCUCAGACUUCUGCAGGUGUUCUCCUGGGGGGGACUUUAACUAAACACACAAAACAUAUGAAUUUGCUCCUAUUUACAUAUUAAGCUGACAUUUCUUUUUAAUCAUUACAAAAAAAAAUCCAAGAAAACAUUUUGUGAAGCCUUUAAAUAUAAUUAACUUGAAUAACUACUUCAGAAUAAAUGCCCAAAGCACAAUGGAAAAUACUUCUAAACAAUUCAUCUAGUUUGUCACUUUCUCGUUCAUCUAAUAUAAAAAAUAAUAAGCUUUUAAUGUGGUUUAAGCCACUUUAAAAGCAUGUGGAGAAAGUUGUUGGAUGAAUACAUUUUUAGAAGAGAAAUUGAGCUACUGAAUAAUGAUGGCAUUUGGCAACAAUUUAGCACUAAUUUGAAAAGUGAUCAUAAAUGUGAAUAAAAUGUGCAAAGAUCCCAUGCAAAUGUAAAAUCCAGUUGUGUAUUCCCAAGUUAAUGGCACAAUUUUAACUUGAAACUGAUUGAUAUGAAUAUUAUACACAAAAGUAGAAAGAGCUGAGAGUCAGAGAAUGAUAAAACACAUAAAAAAUUGUAAGCUCCAUCUACUGGAUGAAGAUGGGAUCUUAGUAUGCACUUUACUGUAUACACACUUGGAGAGAAAAGAUUUUCAACACAUGCUGUCACUGGCUUUGUACAAUGACAGCAUGUCAUUUUAUUUGCGGUCAGAGAUAAAAGGCUGAUGAUUUUAUUGUUUUAUAUUGGGAUUUUUGUGGGAUGAAUACUUUAUGGAAGGCUUUCAUGUAAAGCAAUGGGGUAAAUCAUUUAAAUUUGUAUUAAUGCAAUUAAUAAGAGAUAAGACACAGCAAAACAAGUAACAAUAUUUAUUAAGUAGUGUACUCUGAUUCAAUGUAAGUAUUAAUAUAAACCCCAGACCUCUCUAUAUUAGCAAAGGAGCAAGCUACUUCUAUCCUGUGCUCCCUUUGCACAAACUCUUGCUCGGGUAUACAUAUCAUUUAUUCUUUCAUCCAUCAAUUUUCUUGUCCCACUUAAUCUACUUCAUUAGUAGGUGAUAGUGAAAUCCAGGAAACCAAACGACACAGAACGUUGGAGAAAAGCAGAAGAUGGGAUCUUAGUAAGCAGUUUACACAAACAUGGAGAGAAAAAAAUGUCUAUACAUGCUGAUAUAUAUAUAUAUAUAUAUAUUUAUUGCUUUUUAAUUCAUUAUCAUCGGGAAAGUAGUAUAAUGCAAUCGGAUCCUGGACUACCAGACUGAGAAGCUCAAAUUUAUUUAUUUAUUUGUUCAUCCUCCCUUCCUUGACUCAGAACUGCCAGACACACCCUUCUGUUCCCCUAUGGAUAGCUAACACACACAAAUUCAUGCAAAAAUUCACAAGUAAAUUUAAGUAAAUAAAAUAAAUGUAACUAAGUACCCUUUACUGAUUAUAUUAUCUCUGGGAAUUACAUCAUAAUCAUUGCAAACUAUUUUUAGUAAAUACUGUAUAUAUGAUAUUUUUAUACUGUAUAUAAUGAGUUAGGCUACUUUAUUAUACAUAAUGUUAGUUACACAUUAUAAAUAUCAAACAUGCUGCUCUUUUAAUAACCAUAUUAUUGUAAUCUCUGUGUAAUUGUUUGUAAUGCUUAUAUCUAUUUCUAUGUCUGUUUUUACAU